AUGCGUUUGUAAACAGUCACUUGGAAACGAAACAGUGCCGAGAGGGAGGCGAGCGGGCUCUAAUUGGACACUCCCCUGUCGGCUUCCCCCUGGCGCUGGGAAGAAACGCCAAGACGUGGAUUUUCCUCGCAGGCAUCAGGCGGGAGGUGCUCGGCAGCAGCGAGCUGGCAUUCGGUGUUCAAACGCGAGCACCGGGAGGGUUGCAGAGAGGUGAGCCACCUCAUGAACCGCAAAGGAGCCGGGGCCGUACCUGGAGAGAGAGGGUCGCGCAGCGCGGCGUGCUAACAGAAGAAAAUCUGGUCUCACAAUGGGAAAUCUACCAAUUAUAUUAUUCCUUUCCACAAGUACAUUGAUACUUGCCUUUGAGAUUGGCACUGAGAAUGACUACACCUGGCACUUACAGAGGGCACCUCAAGUGUUGGACAGAAGAACGAUGACCAUCAAACCUCCAAGAUUUGCAGCUGAAACCAAAUUGUUGCUUAACUCAACCUGUGGGAUCGCUUGUCAAAAGAAACUACCGUCACCAACUGUGUCUGACCUUCAGCAUUACCUCUCGUAUGAGACGGUGUACAGUAAUGGGACAUGCACAAUGACUGAGGUAAACAUCAGAGAAUUUGAUCUGAAGCACGAACUCCAGUACACCGAGAGUAGCAGUUAUUCAAGGAGGAGGAAGAGGCAGGUCUUCGGGUUGGACAGCAGGUUCAGCAUUAGCCAGAAGCAGUUCGUUACUAACUAUCCCUUCAACACUGCGGUGAAAAUCUCCACAGGAUGUACCGGCAUUUUAGUGUCCCGGAAACACGUGCUGACAGCAGCUCACUGCAUCCACGACGGCAAAGACUAUGUAAAGGGUGCCAAGAAGCUCCGAGUUGGAUUUCUAAAGAUGAGAUCCAAGGGAGGUGGUAGAAGAAGAGGGUCUAAGAGGAUUAAGCGAUCAACAAAGGAUAAGCCGUCUUUCCAGUGGUCCAGGGUCGUCCGCACUCAAGUACCGAAGGGAUGGUUCAAAGGUGUCGGUGAAGAUAUUGCAAUCGAUUAUGAUUACGCCGUUCUGGAGUUGAAAAGGGCCCAGAAGCACAAGUACAUGGAUAUCGGCAUUAGUCCCCCUGUGCAGAACAUGCCAAGCAGCCGGAUUCACUUCUCGGGCUUCGACAACGACAGGCCGGGCAAGUUGGUUUAUCGGUUUUGCACCGUGUCUGAUGAGUCCAAUGACCUGCUCUACCAGUACUGCGACGCCCAGCCCGGAUCGAGCGGCUCAGGCAUCUACAUUCGGCUUCGGGAUCCCGAGCAUCGCAUCUGGAAACGGAAAAUCAUCGGAGUCUUUUCCGGUCACCAGUGGGUGAAGAUCAACGGCGGGCAACAGGAUUACAAUGUGGCCGUGCGCAUCACGCCUCUUAAAUACGCACAGAUCUGUUUCUGGAUACAUGGAAACUAUGCUGAUUGCAGAGAUGGUUGAUGGAAUCUGUUACUCCUGUUACUCACUUUCGUGUCCGCGUACUUCUGUACAGACAUUGGCCAAUCUGGAUGAUAGUUUUCCACUGAGAGUCAUUGAAAAGACAAGUGCAAUUUCAUCUUGAUUAUAAUAAUCUGUUCAGGGUGCUCUAAUUUAUGAAAAUGUAAAAUUAACAGCAGCCUUUCGGAGCAUAUCAAUAACUGGGGUGCAUUGCCGUCAGAUAUUCAGUAUUUAUCUUAGUUAAUUAGUCAUCUGCAGGAUUGAGAUAUUCAAAGCCAGUACAAACCCAAUAAGUAUUUAGUUAAUCGUGUUGAAAGUUCCAUGUAUUAAAAUGUCUCCUUAUUCUCAUUUCUAAUGUUAUUUUUAGUGUUGACGGAUUCACUGCCACAAUCUCUAGAUGACUAGAAUCAGAAUUAGGUCUGUUGUCACUGGCAUACAAUAUGUUGUGAAAUUUGUUGUUUUGUGGCAACAGUACUUUGUAAUACGUAGUAACAAAAUAUAAAUUACAUUAAGAAAUGAAAAUAAAAAAUCGAGUAGUGCAAAAAGAGGGAAAGCAUUUAAAAACUAAAAAUCAUGUGGGAGUGUUCAUGGGUUCAUUGUCCAUUCAGAAAUCUGGUGGUGGAAGGGAAGCUGUUCCUGAAAUGGUGAGUGUGUGUCUUCAGGCUCCUGUACCUCCUCCUUGAUGGUAGUAAUGAGAAGAUAGCAUGUCUUGGGUGAUGGGGGUCCUUAAUGAUAGAUGCUGUCUUUUUGAGUUAUCACAUUUUGAAGAUGUCUCCAAAUGCUGGAGAGGCUGGUGCCCAUGAUGGAGCUGGCUGAGUUUACAACUUUCUGCAGCUUUUUCUGAUCCUGUGCAGUAGCCCCUCCGUACCGAGUGGUGAAGCAACCAGGUAGAAUGCUCUCCACGGUACAUCUGUAGAAACUUGCAAUUGUCUGCUGACCUAAUGAAAUAUAGCCACUAUCGUGCCUCCUUUAUCUUAUAAACGAAACACUAUUCAUUCACACUUCAAGCAAUUUCUCGUAUUAAGCUACUACAGUUUCUGCUGCAUCAACAUGUCACUUGCAUCAAAUUUAAAAUGUCUUGUAACCUAAGGGGAAGUGAUUCUUACCCUUGUACUGAUUUUGCAUUACAUCAUUUGCUGUUGAAGAUAUAUGGUAGGUGAUCUUCAUAGCUUUUUCCCCUAUUGAAGGGAAUAUGUUAUCAUCAAUUUUUUAAUGACUUUAGCACAAAUAUGCCUUUUUGUAAAUGAACUGCCAAAAUGGAAUGCAUUCUACAGCUAGAUAUAAUAUAGGUCCUCCCCACGUUCAAAGUAAAUUUAUUAUCAAAGUACGUAUGUGUUUUUAAAAUUUUUAUUUCGAGAUACAGCACAGAGUGGACCCUUUCAGCCCUUCGAGCUGCACUGCCCCAGCAGACCCCGGUUUGACCCUAGCCUAUUCACGGGACAAUUUACAGUGACCAAUUAACCAACAUCGUUGGACUGUGGGAGGAAACUGGAGCACCCAGAGAAAACCCAAGCAUUCCACAGUACGGACUCCUUAGAGAAGAUGCCGGAAUUGAACUCCAAACUCCGAAGCCCCAAGCUGUAAUAGUGUGGCAGUAACUGCUGCACUACCGUGCAGUAUUUGUACAUUUAUACUACUCUGAGAUUCAUUUUCUUGCAGGCAUCUGCAGUAGUACAAGAGAAUCAAUGGAGAACUACACACAGACUGAUUGCUGUCAUCUGGUGGUAGCCCGGGCAGUUUGCAAGUGGAAAAGGUGACCGUGAACCAAAUUCACACACGGCAGAAGAUGUCAGUAGCUCCGUGGCAAAUUCACCUCAGCCAUCUCCAAAACACCUGUUUGUGGGUGCAGGCUGAACCUAAACCAGGCGUUUGUACACAAAGAAGGGCCUGUAGUUACAAAGCUUAGUAAAAUUAAAGAGAAUACUGCAGCUUGUAAAAGGAAUUGAAUUCACACAACAAAUGUUCACUCAAAGUGUAAUUGAAUCGAUGCAGUGAAUGAAAAUGUAAAUGGGAUUUGUUAGUUAAAUUUAUUUAAGUUUCAACCAUCAUUUCAUUCUUUUCAUGACCUCUGUCUCCUCUGAACCCAUAAAAAGUAUUGAGGUAGUGAUAAGUCAAAAGUACUAUAGAAUCCAGUACUUUUGUAGCCAUGCACUAAAAAUGCCUUAUUCAAGGUUCAAGGUUGUUUAACAUCAUUUCCAGCACAUGGUGUAAAUGCAAACAAAAUAAUUGUUAUUCUGGAUCCGAUGCAGCACCAAAGAAACACAGUAAAAUAAAGAACCCAAUAAUUUUUAAAAAACAAUAAAUAUUGAUACUUAAGGUAGCUUACAGACAUAAUUGAUUGUAUGUCUGUAAAGUGAUGCUGGGCACAGGAGUGUCUGUACAGAAGGUGACUGACAGCAAAUGAUAAAGUAGUGCUGGUUGGGGGUGUGGAGGGGUGGGUUAAUGGGUCGAGGUCUAAUCAGCCUAUGGCGUUACAGGAGUGAAUGAUACUUCAGUGGGAUUUGUCAUUCUGUAUGGCAAGGCAAAUCAAAUCAAUCUCUUUAAAAAUGUGUUGUAAGAAGCUUAUAUUUUUCAAUUGCAUCGAGCUAACUGUGUAGAUUAGAAACUAACGCUUCAAGUAUCAACCUGAUCAUUUGAUUGCUAACAGCACAUCACUCUUAUUUAUACAGAGAACAAUGACAAAGAUCUAUUGGUUUGUAUUCAUGAAGAAGGUAGACAAAAUGACAAUGUUUCAGAACUUGUAUCUGGGCAGAGUGGUAAAGCCCUGAACAUUUCCUGGCAAAUUCAGUUCUUUGAAACCAGAUACAGAAUUCUGUCCUAAACAAAAACUCGAGUAAUAUUAGCUUACUUCUAUUGCAGGAGGACAAAAGUAUUGAGUGAGGCAGAGAAUGCCAUAGAUGUUCGGUGAGAGUAGCGUUCGGCACGGACUAGAAGGGCCGAGAUGGCCUGUUUCCGUGCUGUAAUUGCUAUAUGGUUAUAUGUGACGUAUGGUCAUGUGCCAUGGUGACCGAGCGGUUCGCGCGAUGCUCAGGGUGUUGGAGUUCAGAGUUCGGACUUCAAUUCCGGCAUCCAUUGUAAGCAAGUUUAUACGUCCCUUCAAACGCUUAUGUGCAUUCCCCCCACCGCCAGAGCUCCGAUUUCCUCCCACAGUCCAGAGACUUACUGGUUAGUGGAUUAAUUGGUCAUUGUAAAUUGUCCUGUGAUAAGGCUAGGGUUAAAUCAAUGGGUUACUAGGUGCCACAGCUUAAAGGGCUGGAAGGGCCAGUUCCGCACUGUAUCUCUAAAUAAAUAAAUAUAUAUAUACGAAUAAUAAUGUCAGUGAAAAGUUUGAGGAAAGUUCUACCACUUUCGAAGGGCUGGAGCUACCCUAUCUGUUGCACUCACUGUCAUUGCAAGUUAGGUGACAGUAAAGAUUAAAGAGGGAAACAAAGCUAUUUAGCUAAGAAUUGUAAGAUGGUGCACACUGUUCACUCUUAAAAAAUAAAUACAGCUACACUCAAAGCACAACACCAUUGAGGGAAUUCUACACAACACGUCAAGGAAAUAUUUAAAUAAUGAUGGUCAUUAACAAAUAGAACUUGAAGUCAUUUAUUUUGAAUUAAUGACAAGCACACAAAAAUUUAAUUUAUUUGUUAGAAUUAGAUUUUGAUUAACGAUAUUCAAGAAAAUCACUGAUUUUUCUAUUUGAAGUGUACAAUGAGAAUAUGUUUACCUAGGAUAAUUAGUAAUUAAGUUCAUUGCUUUAGAAAAAUAAUCCAGCUGGGUAAUAGCUGAUGAUGGCCAUUAAAUAAAGACAUAAAAAUAAAGAUUAGCUUUAUUUGUCACAUGUACAUCGAAAAAUUGAAACACCCAGUGAAACAUGUUGUUUGUGUCAAAUCGUAUCAGUGAGGAUGUGCUGGGGGCAGGCUCAAGUGUCACCGGGCUGCUGGCACCAACACAGCAUGCCUGCAGCUAACUGGCCCUUAUCAGUAUGUCUUUGGAAUGUGGGAGGAAACUAGAGCAUGUGGGGCAAACCUACGCAGUCACAGGGAGAACGUACAAACUCCUUACAGCCUGCAGCAGGAACUGAACCCCGAUCUUACAGCUGCCACUGUGAAGCAGUUUCUGCUCUACCAUGCUACUCGAAAUUCAUUAAGGGAAAAAAAAACUAAACCCAGGUAAUUUUGUUGUUUUUUUUUGCUUUGGGCAAAAUAUAAGUUGCUUUGCAUAUUUGCUCUUAAGUGUCAUUUUAAAAUAAGACUCUGAAAUGCAUGGUUAGAUAGUGGCACUUUUGAUAGAUCCACUGUUUUGAUGUACAGUAUAUUGUGUAAGACAUGAUCUAUGAAUUUCACUGUAUGUUGAGCAGAAAAAUACAGAUCUUUCUCUGUUCUUGGCUAUCUGUUGCGUUUUUUAUUGUUGGAAAUAGUUAGACAUUUAAUAUACAAAAUACUCUCUGUGAUCACUUUAUUAGAUACAGGAAUAGAACCCUUGAGGUCGUCUUCUGCUAUAGCCCAUCCUCUUCAUGGUUUGAUGUGCUGUGCAUUCAGGGACGCUCUUCUGUACACCACUGUCGUAACGCAUAGUUACCUGAGUAGGAACAUGGAUGGCUACAGCACAGGAACAGGCCAUUCAGCCCACAAUGGUGCAGCCCAUCCACU
This is a messenger RNA of Mobula hypostoma (lesser devil ray), 6084 nucleotides long. RefSeq names its product serine protease 35 (gene prss35). The record is from RefSeq and is a predicted model, not a curated record. The transcript has 2 exons. Lineage: Eukaryota; Metazoa; Chordata; Chondrichthyes; Myliobatiformes; Myliobatidae. The coding region runs from base 308 to 1450 and encodes 380 amino acids. Gene Ontology annotation, molecular function: serine-type endopeptidase activity. Gene Ontology annotation, biological process: proteolysis.